Messenger RNA from Daphnia pulex (common water flea), 1377 nucleotides. RefSeq names its product ELMO domain-containing protein 2-like. The record is from RefSeq and is a predicted model, not a curated record. Gene Ontology annotation, molecular function: GTPase activator activity. Lineage: Eukaryota; Metazoa; Arthropoda; Branchiopoda; Diplostraca; Daphniidae. The transcript is spliced from 5 exons. The coding region runs from base 272 to 1270 and encodes 332 amino acids.
UUAUGGUACUCGUAACCACUUUUACCAUGGACUUUUAAACUUUUAAUAAACGUGAUAAAAUCGAGAAAAUACCUCAUCCAGAUCCACACUGCGCGGAAUUUAUCUGAAGAAAAAACCCUAAACAGUUGCUCGUUGCUGUCACAAUAGGAAAAGAAUAAAAACGAAUGUCAAACAGUCAAUGUUUUUUCUCAAGAAUAUUCUAUUAAUAUAGAGAUUUUUAAUACCAACAAGUUGUGAAAAGUGACUUUAACUAAGAUACGGAAAACACAUUAUGCAUUUUCAUCCCUUACUUUACAUAUCAAAUUUGUUUAAUUGGAUAUUUUCUCCAGUGUGUGUUUUCUUAAAACGAAUAACACAUCCUUUGGUUAAAUGGAUAUUGAGAAGGACAACUGGUUUGUGUGAAUUACAAAGAACUUGUUACUGUGAACCAGGAGGAGCACCAAGAAUUCUUGGAAUAGAGAACUCGCUGAAAAAAUCAAAGAGUGAAAAAGUUAAAACACUCCUGCAGUUUUUAGAUCAAGCAGCUACUGAAAAAAGGUUUACCACGGCUGGAUCAUCAAAAAUUCUUAAUAACACGGUGGAAACUAUAUGCUGCAUAAAACAAAUUCGGCUUGAUGUCCAUCAGCCAUUUAGUAAACUGUUUGGAGAAUGUGUUUCUGUAAUAUGGAAUUUAAAACAGCUUUUGCUUGACUUAGAAAGCAUUAGAACUACUGGUUAUGAUUCUUCUAAUAAAGAACAUGAGCAAAAGUUACUGGAAUUGUGGAGUCUUCUCAUGCCUGCCAGGGAGCUAGAAUCUCGUGUGAGCAACUUAUGGAAAGACAUUGGAUUUCAGGGAGACGACCCCAAAACCGAUUUCCGCGGCAUGGGAAUUUUAGGAUUGGACAAUUUGCACUUUUUUGCUCAAAACUAUCCGGAUAUUGCUCUUCAAGUGCUAUCUCAUUCCAAUCAUCCUAAACAUGGGUACUCGUUUGCCAUAGUAGGAAUCAACCUAACCCAUUUAGCGUACAAUUUAUGGAAAGACGGUACGGCUAAAACCCACAUUUACAACCUAUGUUAUCAACAGCUGCAACUUCCUGGUCCUACACUAUUGCACUUCCAUCGUUUUUACUGCUACCUCUUCAUUGAGUUCGAUAAGCUAUGGAUGGCUGAAAAGCCCCCCACAAUCAUGGAAUUUGGAAGAAUAAGGAGCUUAUUCGAAAACAAUAUCCGAUCACUACUAUCCGAUCCGCAAUGUCUUUUAAAAUUAAAUAUUCCAGUUGAGCAUGUUUAAGGGCGCAACAAAAAAUCUGGUCAGUUAUUUUUUCCGCAUAUUAACGGCGUUAAAAAUGUAUCCUGUUAUCGUAUCUUGUCUUACACAUACAAUUUGUACAACCCUCA